AGAUGGGCGGUGACGGUGACGGUGACGGUGACGAAUGUAUCAGAUAAAUACCUCUUAACGGUUCGGUGGAAAACACGAAAAAAAAGUUGAACUUGCUGAUGGCGUUGCCGCCGUCGCUUUACCUCUUGCCGUCGUCUUCGCCGCCGGUCAAAACCCUAGCUCUUCUUUCUCCGUCUCUAUCGCCGCGAUCCUCUUCGUCCUUUGGUUGCUCCUCGUCUUUGAGCCACGGUUGCUCGUGCUCUUUUUCCUCCGAUCGACUUUUCGCGCCUCGCAAUUCGGUUCUGAAAGGGAUGACGAUGAAGAAGGCGAGGAAACGGCUGGGGGUCGUGGCUAUGGCUCCGGAGGAGGAGAAGCUCACUCGUCGGAGCCCUCUCGAUUUCCCUAUCGAAUGGGAGAGACCGAAACCCGGGAGAAGGCCAGACAUUUUCCCUAGGUUUAGCCCUAUGAAGACACCAUUGCCUCUUCCGGGGCCUUUCGAUCCUCCAGCGGAAGAUGAUGAAGAAGACGAAGAAGAGGAGAAGAAGAAGGAAGACGGUGAAGAAGACGAUGACCCCGACAAGGAAGAAGAUGAUAAACCUAAAAAGCCAAAGUAAAAUACUCCUCUCUAUGGAGAGAUAUUCACAACAGGCAUAUAUACAUAUAUACAUAGUUCUGAGUUGUCUUGUCUUUGCCUCGAGCAUUAGGAUUUUGCCUUGUAGUUGUUGCCUCUUCUUCUGUCUGUUGUAAUCAUUAGAAUACCAUAUCUCAUUAAGAAAAAGAAAGGCUUAAACCACGGAAUUGGUUUCAAUUUUCAA
This is a messenger RNA of Tarenaya hassleriana, 794 nucleotides long. Its product is annotated as high mobility group-T protein-like. NCBI's taxonomy places the organism in Eukaryota, Viridiplantae, Streptophyta, Magnoliopsida, Brassicales, Cleomaceae. The transcript has 2 exons. The record is from RefSeq and is a predicted model, not a curated record. Bases 99 to 593 code for a protein of 164 amino acids.